Molecule: messenger RNA, 4310 nt
Organism: Eleginops maclovinus (Patagonian blennie)
Lineage: Eukaryota; Metazoa; Chordata; Actinopteri; Perciformes; Eleginopidae
Product: dual specificity testis-specific protein kinase 2-like
Exons: 11
Coding region: 744-2846 (700 amino acids)
Biological process (GO): actin cytoskeleton organization; positive regulation of stress fiber assembly; protein phosphorylation
Cellular component (GO): cytoplasm; nucleus
Molecular function (GO): ATP binding; protein serine/threonine kinase activity
Source: RefSeq, a predicted model, not a curated record
CUCUGGCUCGACCAUGUCGGCGCUGUUUCACGAUGGUUGUCGUGUCAAGUGGCUGUGAAGUAGGACUCCAGACCGGAUUAUAGCAGCAGACACCGCCGAGCUGCUGGUUGACAUUUCUGCCCUUUAUUCGCCUUUAACAAACGGUCGGGCAUUAUCGUCAUUAUCUUCAAGCGAGACGUGUGCGGAGAGGGACCUGUGCAUGGCAGCUUGGCCCUCCCACCCCCUCCCUCUCCCGGUACGGUGCAGCCUCCGUCAUCUCUCCUCCAUGUAACGGGAUGCUGGAGGGAACCCAGCCCCCUCACGUACCCGCACGCUGAGGCCACGUUCAACGGCUGCAGGAAUUUGUAAAACCUCGGCGACUAUGAGUAAUUGUGAAUAAGUGACUUCAUCAGUGAGACUUUCCCGUUGUUCCUGGGCGGGCAGAGCGAGCAACACAGAAGCCCUGGAAGAGGGGGUGGGGACUUUGAGUCCUGAUAAUUGAAGCUUCUGCACUCUUAGCCUCACACAAGUUGAUUGACAAUGAAAUAUAUGGAUCUCAAAAGUACAAAUAUAGAUAAUUUGUGUUCUAUAUUUGUGUAAUAAGGCUCAGUAUUGAGUGAAACAUAUCAGCCUUGAUCAUUGUGACAUCAAGAUGGUGGGACCCCCCUUCCCCUCGUGGUUCAGGACUACUGCUAUCUAAAAAACACUUUGGCUCCUCUGUGGGAACUGAGCAACUGUAGAGAGGGUGGUGGUCCUCCAGCAACAUGGACUACCACGCAGAGUCCUGCUUCUGUGACCCCGAGGAGGGCUACGGCAGCCCCGAUGAGCCCCCCCUUCACAGUAUCCAUGCUCAAAACCGCAUCAGGCCGUCAUCAUACCGAGCCCUGCGGAGCGCCGUGUCCAGUCUGGCCCGCAUCGACGACUUCUUCUGUGAGAAAAUUGGAUCAGGCUUCUUCUCUGAGGUCUUCAAGGUGCAGCACCGAAUCACAGGGCAGGUGAUGGCGCUGAAGAUGAACACGCUGGCUAGCAAUAAAGCUAACAUGCUACGAGAAGUGCAGCUCAUGAACAGGCUCUGCCACCCUAACAUACUCAGGUUCCUCGGGGUGUGUGUGCAUGAAGGUCAGCUCCACGCUCUGACAGAGUACAUCAAUGGAGGCAGCCUGGAGCAGCUGCUGGACAGCGACCUGUACCUGUCCUGGUCCGUCAGGGUGGGGCUGUCUCUGGACAUCGCCCGGGGGCUGCACUACUUACACGACAAGGGCAUCUUCCACAGAGACCUCACCUCCAAGAAUUGUCUGGUGCGCUGUGACAGCGGUGUGUUCACGGCUGUGGUGGGAGACUUCGGCCUGGCAGAGAAGAUCCCGGAUUACAGAGUGAUUGAGGAAACAUGCUGUCUCUGCAGUGAUGGAGGGGGGAAGCAGCCUCUGGCCAUCGUGGGCUCCCCCUACUGGAUGGCACCAGAAGUUCUGAGAGGAGAGCUGUAUGAUGAGAAGGUGGAUGUGUUUGCGUACGGCAUCAUCCUGUGUGAGAUCAUCGCCCGCAUUGAAGCUGAUCCCGACUUCUUACCCAGGACAGAGGACUUUGGUCUGGACGUGGAAGCAUUUGAGAACCUGGUUGGGGAUUGUCCUGCUGCGUUCUUUAGCCUUGCUGUCACCUGCUGUAAUAUGAGCGCAGAGCGGCGUCCCUCGUUCUCUGACAUAGUGUUCACACUGGAGGGCAUUGAGAGCAAGGAAGAGAAGGAGAAGCCCAUUGCACUCGAGCCGCUGGCUGCAGACGUCAGCCCUUACCGGCGCCGCAGCUCCCCUGGUCACCCAGGCGACCGCAGCCAGCGACGGCAGAGCUUGGCGAGGAGCCAGUCGGACGUGUUACCCCCGGCGACCAUGAGCCCUCCGCUCCUCGGGACACCUGCGCGGGUCAACCCCUUCUCCCUCAGGCAGGACCUGAAUGGGGGGCGCUGCAAACUAUUGGAUACCCCAAGCAAGUCGGUCAUCUCUCUGACUUUCACCCUCCCUGCACUGCGUGAUCCAUGCUCCUCCCCCCACCUCCUGAGAGCACUGCCCAGAAGAUGCCGCUCCCUGCCCUGCACUCCUGAGCUCAGCCGGACUGUAGCUUCGCCGAGACACGCGGGCGGAAGGGGGGAGGAAGAGGACGAGGACGUCAGAGCGGAGGAGGAGGAAACGGGUGAGAGGUUGCAGGUGGAGCAGAGGGAGAUACGUGAGAGGAGAGAGUUGCUUCAGGAGGAUGUAGGUCUGUCUGUGGAGCUGGAGAGGAUGUCACUGGAGCGGCUUGAAGAGGAGGAGGAGGAAGAGGAGGAGAGGCGAUGUCUAACCGAACCCAUGGACUGUACCAAGUCUCCUGAGUCAGCAGACUCCCACUCCGCGCCCCCCACACAGACCAACGGCUGGCCACGUCCCAUCUCCUACGGCGCGCCCUCCCUGCCUGCUCUGCUGCGCCAGGACAACAACAACGGCUCGGCCCUCGUGGUAGGUCAGCAGGUGCAGUGGGGGAAGGGGGGGCGUGCUAACAGUUACAGCACAGCGCCUGUUCAGUCCUUGGACCCCGGCGGCCCCCCUGAGCAAGAUGAGGUAAUUUCCUGUCCAGGAUGCUGUCUGGUGGGACUGUCUUUUCCCUCCGUGUGCCUCCGGGGUUCAGCCGCGGUGCCCACCCCCCGCCGAAGGGCUUCAUUACCCCGGCAGCGACCCUACCGGAACCUCAAUGCCACCAUAACCGGGGGCAGUGUGUCCUCGACGACGACAGCCGCCACAGCAACCAAAGCUCUGCUGUGUCGCAGCAACAAUGGACUGGCAGUGGCGGGGGCGCCAGUCCCAUGUGAGCCAGGCCGCUCGCUGCCCGAGGCCCAGACAUAACUAUGACGUGCAUUGACAGAAAAUGUUUGGCGGGGACACACUGAGCCUCGCUAACAACAAGGCCUGCUGGGGGUGGGGGGGGGGGGGGGCACCAGAUUAAAGUGUGUGGCUCACUGACCUGCACUUAACGGUUUAUUGAAACUUGCUCUUAUUUUGGUAAUGUGGUUAUUGUCUUUUUUCCCGAGGGACUGCAGAGAUCUGUGAACACGUGACAUUAAUAAAGAUUAGUCCUUCUUAUUUGAAGGACAGUUAAAGGACUGAUGGACGCUGGCUUCGUUUCAUUGUGCUAUAGUGAUGUCACCCUGUUCACACUUCUCAGCAAUUACUUUAAUAAGUAUAGAUAUAUGGCCAAAACUUCUACAUCAUGUAAUCUGUACUGUACUUUUUGGUAAAUUUUUGUCUCUCCCAUUAUGGAGAAGUUUAGGUGAAAUAAAAAAGUAUUUUGCUCUGCUUGCCGGUGCAGGCCCACUACUCUUCACACUGCAGGCCAGCUUCUGUUUUCACACACUCAUGAUUCAGACAUUAAUAGCAGCUAGAGGGGACUUUUCUAGGAUUUACUUCCUCCAUUUUUAUAGAAGGUGUGUGUGUGUGUGUGGGGCAUGUUUACCUUUGUUUUGGGACCCAAGGGAUGUAAAUAAUAAUUAUAAAUAAUAAUGUCAUUUAAAUUCUGUAUUUUGCACUAGAGUUUGGAGCACUUUGCAGUGAGACACCAGACUUUCACUAAAUGGUGCUUUCCUUUGUGCUACUGAUGUUUUACAUGUGUGUGUUUGUGUACUUCUGAGCCAACAAACUACACACAUCUUUCAUCCCUUGACUGGAACCCUUCUCCCCCCCAUGUAUCUGUGCGUGUACAUGUUUCUUUUAAUUACAUGUGAAGCAGGUAUGCAUAAUUAUUGUACAGAUCAUUUCUCACACUGUGUGUGUGUGUGUGUGUGUGUGUGUGUGUGUGCGCGUGUGUGUGUGCAUGCUUUGGAUCAGCAGGUAGAUGGAAGUUUUCUGACAUUAAGUGUUUGUACUAACAUCAUUUGUAUGUCCUUUUCUUCACUACAGUGUGCAAUAAUCUGGUAAUAAACAGAGAUGUUGGUGCAUAACUUCUGUGCUUUUUUAAUUUCCUUUUGAUAUUUGAAAGGUAUUUGAAAGUGAAAGAAAAUUGACCUUGAGAGAUGAUCUAUGUGUGUGUGUGUGUGUGUGUGUGUGUGUGUGUGUGUGUGUGUGUGUGUGUGUGUGUGUGUGUGUGUGUGUGUGUGUGUGUGUGUGUAUCAAUAUGUUUAAUAAUUUAAGAAAAUAUAAACCUAAAUUCUAGACUGAUGAACAAUUGUUAAUGCAAGUCUAAUAAAACUCUUUUAUUAUACAACACUGUAUCAUCAGGUGUCUUUUUUAGGGCUUGAAGACCGGUAGAAUAAAUAAGUGGACCUUUUCACUUAUCAAAUCCAAUAUCGCAUUGUCCUAACCUAACAGAUCACA